GCUGGCAGUGCUGGCAAGGGCUGUUGGGAGUUGUAGGCUAAAACAUCUGGAAACAUACAAGUUGUCUAGUCCUAAGCAAUAGGAUUGUGGUCAAUACCUGUGAUUUGGCACUCUUCCUUUCUCCCUCCCCUCCAAAGUGCUGAAUAAUCUCCUCCCAAUGCGGAUGUCUACAUUUUUUCUUCUUGCACUUAGCUUCAUUGAUCCUGGAUCUGUUUUUAUAGUUGUUUAUAAUCAUUUUUAGAUACAUUUUUCUGUGUAUGUUAUAUGUUUUUGUGCUUUUAAAUUUUGUAUAUUGUUUUUAAUUGUUUUAAUCUUAUGCCAACCACCCAGAGCUUCGGCUAUGGGGCAGUAUAAAAAUGUUAAUAAUAAUGAUAAUGGUUCUCUAUUUGCAGACUGGCUGCGACCUAACAAUGGAGGCAAGAGCAGCAAUGAUGCAAGACUUGCUGCUUAAUGCCUUAGAAGGACUUGGCGAAGAUGACUUAAAGAAAUUUAAGUUCAAGUUGCGUAACACAGAAACUCCCACAGGAAGGAAUAUUCCUAUUGGUCGGCUGGAGGAAGCAGACCGGGAGCAGCUGGCACAACUUCUAGUAGAGUUCUAUGAGGACAAGGCCUCUGCCCUGAUGGCAACUAUCUUUGAAGACAUGGGUCUCAAGCUCAAUGCUUCUGAGCACAGAAAGGCGGUUGGGAAGCGAGUUCAAGAUUAUAAAAAGAAGUAUGCGGAGAAUGUGAAAGAAGAUUAUGAGGUGAUCGAAGACAAAAACUGUCGGCUCGGUGAGAACAUCCCUUUGAAUGAGCGCUAUGUAGAGUUGCUUAUUAUCAGAAAGCAUCGGUCUCAGAAGCAGAGAGAGCAUGAACUAGUUGCUACUGGUAGGCUGCACAUGGAGAUCCUGGAAAGCAACAGUGCUGAUUAUGCAUCAAUUGAUAUUGAAAGCCUUUUUGAACCUGAUGCAUCAGGAAGAACCCCAAGAACAGUGGUAUUGCAAGGACCUGCAGGGAUUGGUAAAACAAUGACUGUGCAGAAGAUCAUGCUGGGUUGGGCGGUUGGGCAACUCUAUUCAGAUGUGUUUGACUACGUGUUUUGCAUUCGCUGCAGAGAAUUGGUCCUUGCUAAAGAAGCCAAUAGCCUGGCUGACCUUAUUGCAGAAUGGUAUGGAGACAGUCAAGCCCCAGUGGAAGAAAUCUUAGCCCACCCUGAAAAGCUGCUUUUCAUCAUUGAUGGCUUUGAUGAGCUUCAUUGCUUUUUAGAGACUGGAGGAGAUCAUUGGUGCAAUGAUCCUUAUUCAAAGGUGUCCAUGGAAGGUAUUCUAAGCAGCCUGCUGCGGAAGAAACUCUUACCAAAGUCUUACCUGUUAAUCACCACAAGACCUGGAUCUGUAGAGAGGCUGCAGGAAUGCCUGAAGUUUCCCAGAUUCAGUGAGAUCCUUGGAUUUUCCAAAAAAGGGCGCGAGGAAUAUUUUUCCAAGUUUUUUGAAGAUCAGCGGAAAGCCAACAUAGCACUGAGAUUCAUUGAAAAUACCACUGCAGUGUCCACCAUCUGCUUCAUCCCCAUGGUUUGCUGGAUCAUCUGUUCGGUCAUUAAAAAGGAAUUGGAAACUAAAGAUGAGAUUGUGGACAUCAUGGAUACCACAACAAAAGUCUUUAUUCAGUUUUCGCACAAACUCCUUGAGGAAGAGUCCAAGAAAAGGAAGAUGUUCCCUCUGAAUGAGUUCAGAAAGCUCUGUUCUUUGGCACGAGCCGGCAUGCUGGAACAGAAAAUCCUCUUUGAGGAGCAGGAUCUCAAGGAACAUAAUUUGGAUGUUUCUGCUCUUAGAGACCUGUUUUUAGACAGAAGAACAUUCCAAAAGGUGAUUGGCCAACACAACCUCUACAGUUUUCUCCACCUCUGCUUUCAGGAAUUUUUUGCUGCCAUGUGGUAUUUUCUGCAGCAGGAGCCAACAGGAGAGCCAGCUAAUACAGAAGAUCUGAAAAGACUCUUAGUUGAGUGUGAGAAGCCGGGCAAUGAGCAUUUGACAUUAACUAUGUGCUUCUUAUUUGGCCUGAGUAAUGAAGAUGUGCGCACCUUCCUUGAGCAAACAUUGCAGUGCAGGACAUCUGACCUUGUGAAGCCUCUCUUAUUUCAGAAAGCAGUAGAAAUAGCUGCUGAGAAUCCUCCUCAAGAAGGCUAUUCCCUACUGAAGUUUUUCCACUGUCUGUUUGAGAGCCAGGAAGCAGAAUUUGCAAAGUGUGUGAUGCAUCAUUUCCAGAUUAUUGACCUUUCUUCCAAGACACUCUCAGUGCUGGACUGCAGAGUGUUGGCGUUCUGCUUGCAGCAUAGUACAAUCAAAGAUCACUCCCUUGAUCUAACGUUUUGCAGGUUGAAAUCUCAUCACAUCAAGGCUUUAGGGCCAGGAAUAAAAAACUGUGCAACUUUAGAGUUUGGAAGUAACAAACUUGGAAACUCAGGAGUGCAUGUUCUCUGCACCUUUCUGAAGGAACUAGAUUGUAAUAUGACCACUCUGAAUCUUGCUGAAAAUUACCUCACAGAUGCCUGCGCCCAAGAACUUUGUACUACUCUGAGCACCAGCCAAGCACUCUACAGUCUACAUCUUCACGAUAAUUCCUUCACAGCAGCAUCUGUGUCCUUCAUCCAACACCUCAUAGAGACUUGCACAAGCCUGUCUAUCAUACAUUUGGGAUCAAAUUGUUUUGGUGACAAAGGAAGAAAAUACCUGGAACAGCAAGGAAAAAAGUUAACUAAGUCAGGACGUCGUUUUUUAUUUUGGAUGUGAUGACAGAUUCUUGCCUAUCUACUUUGGACCAAAAGCAGCCCUAGAACCAAAAGGUGAUAUGUUACUUGAUCUGAUGGACUUGUUAAAAAGAAGUCACACAGCUUCAAGGCGGCAAAUGCAGAGAUACUAAUAGUAAUCCCUCCCAAUCAAAAAGAUUGACAUCCCCCUUUCUUUUCCCUCAUUCUUUUGGGUUUCUCUCUCUCUGUCCCUCCCCCUCUCUUCUUCCCUCUCUCUCUUUUAAUAUAAUACCAUAAUAGGCAAAUUAGCAAAUGUGAAAGUGAUCAUUGUGAAUGAUUUAAUAUGUACAACAUGGAACUGAACACACAUCAGUGAGUUGUAUUAAUUCAGCAUUGAAAGGGUUAAAUAAUAUUGCCAACUAGAGAUUGAAGGGGUUACUUUGAGUUGGUUCUUAUUGCCUGAAAUUAUACAUUUUGGUCCUGAGAUGGUUGCAUAAUUUGAUUUAGGGAAUCUUCUUUUUAAAAAAAAUCCCUAAAAGACCCCAGAUUUGUGUUUGAGAAGACACCUGACCCAUGAGCAAGAUACCCCAGCCUUGUGUUAAUAAGCUGACAGCAUCAAACAGCCCUGAACUGAAGGCUGUGACAAUUAAUUAAAAAUUGGCACUAAAAGAAAUAGCUUUGUACAUUAUGGCUGUGUUUUGAGGUCACAGCAAGCUGUUCUUUGAUUUAAGGCCUGCCAGCUACUGAUAAGGAAUUGGGGAGAAACCUAACUUUGAUUCAUGCUCAGAUGCUGGUUCUGAGCAAAAGACUGCUUGUGCUAUGCACUUGCAUAGAUAAAUUCUGGGAGCAUCUUUACUUGAAGCCUGUUGGUUCAGAAGCCAUAACAAUGACAUCAACAAUGGCUGGGAGGAGGUGUAGAUGGCAGAGAUGACUGAACCAUAACCAUGAAUUGAAAGAAGAAUUAUUGGAGGAAUGUAGCAGUGAAGAUAAUGUGCCCAGAUGGGGGAAUUACAGGUAAUUUAAAACUAGUCUAUUUAUGAGCAUGCUGAAGACAUCUGGUCAUAAAACAUGAGAUAAUUUUUUUUUGCAGGGUGGGGGAAUAAGUGGACAUCUCAGUUCUGAUUGGUGAAUGGGUGGUUUCACUACCCAUGCACCUCAGUUUUGAUUGGAAAAUGGUUGUCCCUCAUUGAGGCCAUCAGCUAUGACCAGAGAAAGUGUAUAAAUGUUACUUGCUACUACUUGCUUUUGCCUCUGCUCCAAAGGAUUUAGGUAACUAUGGACCUUAUAAUACUUAGGCUCUCAGAAAAUUUUAACUCUUUGUUUUCUAGAGUUAGGUCUUAGAAUAGUUCCUGAAGAUGGGAUUUAGCCUUAUUUCAGAGGAUGGAUCUUGGAAUUAUUUCUAAACUGAAAGGUAUUUUAGAAUAAAAGUUGGUUAACUCUUUUAGUUUCAAAUACAAAUAAUCUUUUUAUUGUAAUUGACUUUUAGGUUCUGAAACUGAAUGUAAAGUUUAGAUCUAAGGCCUUAGAAUUGAUGCAACAAUUUUUUAGAAUUGAUGCAACAAUUUUAUAAUUUUAUAACCCUUAGGUCCUAGAAAUGUUUUAUUUAAACCACUUAAUUUUCACAUUUAGAAUUUGCUUUUCUUUCUUUAGCAUCUACAUAUAACCACAUAGGUGCCAAAUUUAAUCCUCCAUAUGCCUAGAGGAAUUUACCAAUAUUUUAAGAUUAGCUUUUUAACAUUAAAGUAGUGCGCAGUAGCAAGUCAAGGAGAAAUUAGAAAAUUUAACAUGUUUUAGUUUAGCUUUAAAAUGCAAGUAAAAUACAGGAAGAAGUUACAGAGUAAUCAUAUUAUCCAAAAAGUGCUUGGAGCUCAAUUUGCUAACUUGUUCACUAUAUUUGCAAUGCCAGCUGUGCAAUCUUUUAAUCCUUUUACCUAAUCUCAAAUUCAUAUUAUAUUCCUUUUCACUGCUGACAAUGCAAUCACAAAGAAGCUUCCAAAUUGUGCUCGUGUAACCACUCAGCUAAUACUAUUUUGUAAUUUUCUUAAAUAAAGCAUUCAGUGCAUUUCAAUUUA
Elgaria multicarinata webbii is the source of this 4797-nucleotide messenger RNA. Its product is annotated as NACHT, LRR and PYD domains-containing protein 3-like. The coding region runs from base 357 to 2768 and encodes 803 amino acids. Gene Ontology annotation, cellular component: cytoplasm. NCBI's taxonomy places the organism in Eukaryota, Metazoa, Chordata, Lepidosauria, Squamata, Anguidae. The transcript is spliced from 6 exons. The record is from RefSeq and is a predicted model, not a curated record.